Urocitellus parryii (Arctic ground squirrel) is the source of this 2536-nucleotide messenger RNA. The record is from RefSeq and is a predicted model, not a curated record. Lineage: Eukaryota; Metazoa; Chordata; Mammalia; Rodentia; Sciuridae.
AUGGGAGAUAGUUCCACAGACACAGAAAAAGAAGAGGAUGAGGAAGAGGAAGAGGAAGAGGAAGAGGAGGAUGAAAAAGCUCAAAAAGACCUCACCUAUGCCAUAGUGCCCACAAUUAACAUUCAAGAUGAGCGGUUCGUGGAUUUGUCUGAAAGUCCAGCUUUCAUUUGUCUGAAUGAGUUACAUGCCAUGGGAAAAAUUCCUGGAACCAGAAUGGCAGAAUUAAAAGCAAAGUACACCUUGCUGCAUGACACCGUGAUGAGCACCCAAGAGUCAGAGGUCCAGCUGCUACAGAAUGCCAAAAAUUUUACUGAGCAAAUACAACAGCAGCAAUUUCACCUGCAGCAAGCUGAUAGUUUCCCAGACGCAUUCUCCACUGAGGUCUCCAAGAUGAGAGAACAGCUGCUCAAGUAUCAAAAUGAAUAUAACGCAGUGAAGGAAAGAGAGUACCAUAAUCAGUACAGACUAAACAGUUUAAGAGAAGAAAAGGACCUCAUGUUAAAGGAAUUUGAGAAGAUACCUAAGCCAGGAGAAAUGGAGAAGAAGAUGAGAAUACUCAGAGACAGCACUGAAGAAUUACGUAAAGAAAUAAUGCAGAAAAAAUUAGAAAUUAAAAAUUUGCGGGAAGAUUUGACAUUUAAGCAAAAGCAAUUAGUAAAGGAACAGAAGGAUCUAGAAGAAUUGCUGCAACACCAGGUUGUCCUAAAGGAUGAAGUGGUCUACCAUCAAACUGUUCCUGUACAGAUUGUAAAAGAGAUUGAAAAAAUGGCACGCAGAAAAGUAGAAAUGGAAAAGAUAAAUAUUAUCUUGGAACUUGAAGUCAAAGAGCUAAACGACUCCCUAAAGAAAGUUGAAAACAAAAUUAGUGCUGUAAUAGAAGAGAAAGAGGAUGUAAUGAAGGAAGUUGAAGGCAAAAGAACCUUGCUUGAAAUCAAAGAACGAGAAUAUAACCAACUAGUCAAGCUAUUGGAAUUAACCAGAGAGAAUGAAGCCACUUCACUAAGUGAAAAAGGGAUCUUAGAUCUCAACAUACGAAACAAUGUCAUUGACAAGCAGAACUACCAUGAUGAGUUUUCUCACAAGCAAAGAGAGAAKGAGCGAGAUAUUCGAAAUUUAAAAAAGAUGGAGAUGCUCUUGAAAGUGUCCUCAGAUUCACUUACUCAAACUCAAGCCAUGUAUAAAAGGCUUCAAUUAGAGAUUGAAGCAAUCCCUAAAGAUGAUUCUGUAUUAUCUGAGAGAAGGAAAGAACUCCACAGGGAAGUUGAAAUAGCUAAGAGGAAUUUGUUCCGAGAACUGUUGUUCCACCUUGUCCGUAUGACACAAAUCAAAAUUGAUGAAAAGGACCAAAAGUCCAAGGAUUUCCUGAAAGCUCAGCAAAAAUAUAACAACAUUGUUAAAGAAAUCAAAGCAAAGGAUCUUGAAAUCAGAAUAUACAGGAAGAAAAAACGUGAAAUUUAUCGAAGGCUCAGAGAGUUUGCAAAGUUGUAUGACACAAUUCGAAAUGAAAGAAACAAGUUUGUUAACCUACUUCACAAAGCUCACCAGAAAGUAAAUGAAAUAAAAGAAAGGCAUAAAAUGUCAUUAAAUGAACUGGAAAUUUUAAGAAAUAGUGCCAUUACUCAGGACAGAAAGCUACAAAAUUCUGUGUUGAAACAUGCCAACAACGUUACUAUCAGAGAGAGCAUGCAAAACGAUGUGUGCAAAAUCUUAAUAGCCGAGAAGCAAAGACAGAUUAGCGUGACAAAGAAGUUACUGCCAGUCAAGAGUGCCUUGGAUGCCGAUCUUGCGGUGCUCCAGAUUCAGUUUGCACAGUGUACAGACAGAAUAAGAGACCUGGAGAAACAGUUUAUAAAUCCUGGGGAUAAAAACAGAAUACGUCUCCUUCGAGGGAAGGACCUGACCGAAGCAGAAAUGAUCAAAAAAUUAGAUGAGCUGGAACUACAGUUGGCCAAGAAGGAGGAGAAGUUACUAGAGAAGGAUUUCAUCUUCGAACAGGUCUCCCGACUUACAGACAGGCUCUGCAGCAAAACUGAGGCCUGCAAGCAGGACACGCUGCUCUUAGCCAAGAAGAUGAAUGGCUAUCAGAAAAGGAUCAAAGAUGUUACUGAAAAAAUGAUGGCUCUUGUUGCUGAGCUGUCCAUGAAACAAGCCCUGACCAUUGAACUCCAGAAGGAAGUCAAAGAGAAAGAAGAAUUCAUCUUUUAUUGCAAUUCCAGGUUAGAAAAAGGUYUGCCACUCAAUAAAGACAUUGAGAGAGAAUGGAUGAAGGUACUUCGAGAUGAACAAAUGUAUGAAAUGGCCCUCACUGAAAAGUUUCGGGAGUUGCGAGAAAGAGAUAAUCAACUGCUGCCCAAUGGUGUUUACACAUCAGCGGAGCAGCGCCCAAAUGCCUACAUUCCGGAAGCAGACGCCACUCUUCCCGUGCCAAAGCCAUACGGUGCUCUGGCUCCUUUUAAGCCCAGUGAACCUGGAUCCAAUAUGAGGCAYAUAAGGAAACCUGUUAUAAAGCCAAUUGAAAUUUGAAUGUGUAGACCAA